Molecule: messenger RNA, 993 nt
Organism: Effrenium voratum
Lineage: Eukaryota; Dinophyceae; Suessiales; Symbiodiniaceae
Source: the annotation of a GenBank genome assembly
AUGGACACACUGCAGGCUCCUCUCCAGCCGCUAGCCGACAAUUUGGAGUCUGAAACCUACGAGCUGUUUGAGACCGAUCCGGUCAAGUACGCAAGAUACCAGGAUGCAAUCCUUCUCUUCCUCAAGGACCGUCUGGCACAGGGGCGAGCAGCGCCGUUUGUUGUCAUGGUACUUGGAGCUGGGAGAGGGCCCUUGGUUGAAGCUGCCCUCAAAGCGGCCCAGCGAGCAGAGGUGGAGGUUCAGCUGUAUGCCGUUGAAAAGAAUCCGAAUGCUGUCCAUGCGCUGCGCCACCGCAAGCGACGCGAUGGAUGGGACUGCGUGGAGGUCAUGCCGGGUGACAUGCGCACUUGGACGGCGCCUAAAAAAGCUGAUGUCAUUGUGAGCGAGCUGCUGGGUUCCUUUGGUGACAAUGAGCUCAGCCCAGAGUGCCUGGAUGGUGCGCAGCGAUUCCUAGCAGCUGACGGAGUUUGCAUACCCACCAGCUACACAGCUGUGCUGACACCAGUCUCAGCACCGGGACUAUGGGCGGAUGCGCGGCAGGGUGCAGCAGGAGGUGGAUUGGCGGAUUUGGAGACGGCCUACGUUGUGUACUUGCACCAUGCCUUCUUUCCUUGCAGCGCAUUCAAGGACUGCUUCCACUAUCAGCAUCCAAACUGGGAGGGGAAAAGCAAUGAUCGCUGCGCCAACUUGGAUUUUGAGAUCGAGGUAGACUCCCUGGUCCAUGGCUUUGCAGGCUUUUUCGACUGCGUGCUGUAUGGAACAGAACGAAUCUCCAUCCACCCAGAGACUUUCUCGGUGGGCAUGUUCAGCUGGUUUCCGAUGUUUUUCCCGCUUCAUCAUCCACAAUACCUCACGAAGGGCAGCGUCGUCAGGAGCCACUGGUGGAGACGGCAUGAUGCCCACAAGGUGUGGUAUGAAUGGGCGAUCUCGGAGCCCGCCCCGACCAAAGUGCAGAAUUUGGGUGGAAGAUCCUGGCCGAUAGGUUUGCUUUGA